AUGGCUAAACCCAAAGGCUCCAAGUUUAAAAAACAAGACGGAAAGAGAAAGAAGGGAGAGAAAAGACCUCAUCCGCGAGGUGGUGGCUUUGGAUUCGACAAAACAAAGCCAUUGAAAGAAUUGCUUGGUGAACCCUUAGCAACAAAGCGAUCGCCCGUUAGAUCUACCAGAAUGAAUUACGAUGCAGAAGAAGAAGUGCAUGUUGUUUCUAGCGGAUCCAUACUUGAUGAGAAACGACACUUGGCGACUUUCAAUCAACUUUCGACAGUCUCUGUCACUAGCAUUACUGCGGCGCCUGUUGAUGUCCUUGAACAAGAGGAAACUCUUGACUUCUUUUUUGAUUCCACGCCUGCAGAAACUGCUAUUGAGCCUGGAAUUUCUUUACCUGUAUUGGAAGAUAAACCAACUCUGUCCAACUACGAGCGAAAGAAACAAAAAAUUAUCCAGGACGAUUCCAUUUAUCUCGAUAGUGACGACGAUGACAUGUUUUUGAACGACGAUGUAUCAUCUAUUAGCAGUAGUGAGGAUGUUGAAAUGUUGCAGGCACUUAGUCAUUGGGGUAAAAAAGAUAUCCUACAGUUUAGUGAACCAACACGGGGACAUAAAAUGACUUCAGAUGAUGAAGAUUAUGCUAUAUUAGAAGGUGCUACAAUGGGUGAUAUAUGUGAAUCAGACGAAGACUUUUCUCUCGACGAUGAUGAAGAAGAUAACAUAUUACAUGAGCCCGGGAUGGAUUUUGAUCUCUUGGAAAAUGUACCAGAAAGUCUGAAGAACAGUUACAGAGGAAUCAUGCAGCAGGAGAAAAGCCGAUUAAAGAAGCAGGCGAAAGCCCAACGUAACUUUAAUUCACGAAAGAAGGAGAAAAAAGAGUUACCUAAGCAGAAUAAGGACAAUAUGCUGGAUCAGAUAUUGCACGAGUUUAUAAGAAGAGACCACAUCCAGACCUAUAAGCUUUCGAACCUCACGUACCAUGGCCGUAGCAUGGUUGUACCAAAAAUAGCAAAAUUAUUCCAAUUGGAAUUAUCACACUCGGAUUCCAAAAAAAAGAAUAUUGUACUUCGAAAGACAUCAAAAACCUGUAUACCACUAUCCUAUAAAGAGCAUUUGAAAAAGACGAGCAAACAUGUAAUGAAAACUAAGCCCAUUCCAUCCACAAGGAAACGUGAUGGAAACGAUUCUAGAGCAAUGCGAGAUAAUCAGAAUCACGGAAAAUUGGUUGCUUCCGACUCUGUGCCAAUUUCAUCCAGCAACAUUGGUCAUCGUAUGCUAGCCGCAAUGGGUUGGAAGCAAGGAAACGCCAUUGGUAAUAAUGGCGAUGGUAUUACUGAACCUGUUAAAGUAUUCAUGAGAGCAAAUAGAAGAGGUUUGGGAGCAUAA
Mucor mucedo is the source of this 1377-nucleotide messenger RNA. RefSeq lists its product as uncharacterized. Bases 1 to 1377 code for a protein of 458 amino acids. The transcript has 5 exons. Gene Ontology annotation, molecular function: nucleic acid binding. The record is from RefSeq and is a predicted model, not a curated record. NCBI's taxonomy places the organism in Eukaryota, Fungi, Mucoromycota, Mucoromycetes, Mucorales, Mucoraceae.